Molecule: messenger RNA, 3998 nt
Organism: Acanthopagrus latus (yellowfin seabream)
Lineage: Eukaryota; Metazoa; Chordata; Actinopteri; Spariformes; Sparidae
Product: vang-like protein 1
Exons: 9
Coding region: 321-1946 (541 amino acids)
Biological process (GO): multicellular organism development
Cellular component (GO): plasma membrane
Source: RefSeq, a predicted model, not a curated record
ACAAUGGCCAGGCUCGUAUGAGGGGAGCUGCCCUGCUCUGUCAGCCCGGUACAGACGCGCCUCAGCAGCCGCAGCAGCAGCGGUUCACCGAGCCGCUGACUCCUGUGGAGGAACACCCGACACGCAUCUGGGACAUUAAAGGUCAAUGUGGCUACUAAAGCAGCUCUCUGGAGUAGCUGUCAGUCGUCGAGGAAUCUUGCAGCCCGUCUCUAUAGAAACCCACUCCUCCUCCUGAGCACUGCUGCCAACUUACCCUCUCUGCCACCUGACCAGUCUCUCCUCACAUCCCUGGCCAAUCGGCGCCUCUGAACUCCGUUGGAAUGGACACCGAGUCGACCCACUCGGGCUACUCCUAUCACUCCAGCCGCUCCGGGAGAUCAAACCGACAUGGGGAUCGAAGCCGUGAGCGGCACAAGGCCAGCAGUAAAGACAGCAUUCGCUCUGAGAGGUCCGUCGUCAUCAACCCCCCUGACAGCCCCUCCCAGGAAUCCCCUGUUCACAAUGGAGAACCUCUGCCGGGAGAACCCUCACCAGGGGCGGAUCCUGGCGAUGACCCCCAGGAUGAUAACUGGGGGGAAACCACCACUGCAGUGACCGGCACCUCCGAGCUGAGUAUUUCCCAGGAGGAAGUGGUCGGUCUGGGGAAAGAAAUUCAGGACCGGACCCAAGGCUUCCGCCGCUAUCUCCCCCUGGCAGUUGGCCUGUGUGUGGGGCUGCUGGUGCUGGCAACACCUCUGGUCUUCCUGCUUCUUCCGGUUGUCAUGUGGCCCGACAGGCUGCAGGCCUGCGGCGCAGCCUGCGAAGGCCUCUUCCUCUCCAUCGCUUUCAAGCUCCUCAUCCUCCUGGUGGCCAUUUGGGCCUUGUUCCUCCGACCGGGCCGUGCCAGCCUGCCCAGAGUGUGUGUGUACCGUGCCUUCCUCACCACGCUUACACUCCUGCUCACCAUGUCUUACUGGCUCUUCUAUGGGGUCCGGAUCCUGGACGCCCAGGAUGAGGACUACCAUGGUAUCGUGCAGUUUGCCGUGUCCCUCGUCGACUCCCAGCUGUUUGUCCACUACCUGGCCGUGGUGCUGCUGGAGCUUCGUCACUUCCAGCCCUGCUACAGCGUGUGUGUCAUGCGUUCCACUGAUGGAGAGACGCGUCACUACAACAUCGGGCAGCUCAGCAUUCAGAGGGCUGCUCUGUCCAUUCUGGAGUAUUACUACAGGGAUUUUCCGAUCCAUAACCCAGCACUUCUCUCUGCCUCAAAGCACCGGGCUGCCAAACACCUGGCCGGGUUGAAGGUCUACAACGUCGACGCCCCGGGAAGCACAGCAGGAGCACAGCCCGGUAAUGGGAAUCAGUCACGGAGCAUGGUUACAGCUGCCGGCAAACGCAAGGACGCCGCCCAUAAUGAGCUUUACUACGAAGAGGCCGACUACGAGAGAAGAGUCCGUAAGCGUAGAGCCAGGCUGGUGGUGGCUGUGGAGGAGGCCUUCACACACGUGCGGCGGAUGAAGAAAGAGGACGAGCGCGCGACUCCGUCUGACAUCAUGGACGUGCGUGAAGCAGCUCUGGCCAUAUUUCCCUCCAUGGCCCGCUCCCUGCAGAAGUACCUCCGCACCACCAGGAGGCAGCACUGCCACAGCAUGGAGAGCAUCCAGAAGCACCUGGCCUUCUGCCUUGUGAAUAACAUGAGCCCAAAGGCUUUCCUUGAAGCAUACCUGGCCCCUGGUCCGACCCUGCAGUACGGCCCCGAGCGCUGGAUGGCCGACCAGUGGACUUUGGUCAGCGAGGCCUCGGUCACCAGCGGCAUAAAGGAGGGGACGGAGUUCCUGCUGAGGUGUCUUGACUUUAGCUUGGCUAUCACCAUCAAAGGCAUCCCUUACAUCCGCAUCACUGAGGAGUACAUCGACCCCAAGUCUCACAAGUUUCUACUGCUGCUCCAAUCAGAAACCUCAGUUUAACAGGCAGAGCAGUGUUGCUCAACUGGACUUACAGGACUGUUACUGAUUGAAUUUUUCAAGGCUUUUUGUACUGUUUUUUGUACUUUUGUUUAUGUAACUUUCUCACAUAGAGUUUGUGUCUUUGAUCCGGGCGACAUAAAAGAGAGAGAACAGGGGGCGGGGACGGGCUUGGCUUUCUCUGUCUUGACAUUUUACAGAACACAGUUCAGGUAUUCCUCUAUGCACGACAGAUGACCCCCACAGACUUCCUUCUUCCUUCAUGUGCACGUGCCAGUGUGUGCCUGCGUGAGAGAGGUGAUUUGGAAGGAGCGUGUGAUUUAGGAUGCAAAAAUGUGUUUGUACACCGGGGACCCGUCUCAACCUGUCUCCUCUUUCUCCCGAGCGAUAUAUAGUGAGAACAUUUGAUAAUGCCCUGAAACACCCUUUUCAAGAAAACAUGCUCUUUGUCAGUCCUAGCAACGAGUAUUUAACUGUCAUGUAUUCCAGAUGUAUGUACAGUAUUUAUAUGUGAAUAUACUUUAUCCCUUUACCUACCUUUACCUGUACUUUUUAUAUCAAAAUUGUGCUCAGAUGAUUUUUUAAAGGUUGUUUUUUUUUUUUUUUUUACCUUCUCUGUCCGCACUGUAUUUGUGGAGAUAACUGGACUGUAAAUAGAUGAAAAUGUCAGACAAAUCACUGGAGUCUCUUGGACUGGAAGCCAACCACAGCACAGCUGAACAGAGACAGUAUGGCCAACAGUGCUCAUUAUGUUUGUACAGUCAAGUGUGUGCAGUGUACACUGAAACUUUUGUAGGCCAGCAGAGAGGCUAAAUGUUCCAACGGCUGUUUCCAUAUCUUGUGUUAAAACUGCUACCCUUGUGCUAUUUAGUUUUAAAAAACAUUCCCUCCUGAUGUUAAUCUUAAAGGUGCAAUACGUAAGAAUUUGUCCAACUUGAAUUUCCACACCCACUGAACUGGGGGCAGCACAUCACCAGAGUAACUGCCAACUGCUGCUGACUGUAUUCUGUUAAUACAUCCCUGCUAUAGCCACUGUUAGCUUGUUAGCUCAGUUAGCCGUGCAGCUACCAGGGGAGUGUUGGUGUUUACGCUGGCUGGAGUAAGAGGUUUUCAUGCCUCGGGCUAGAUUGUUAGCAUGCUAACUUGAACACAAUACAUGAACGUCUUAGACGUCACAACCAAACUGUUAUUUCCUCACUCUCAGUUGAAAAUGUUAGUUAAUUUUUAAAUGUUUUAAACCAAAAUUCUUACAUAUUGCACAGUUUAAUUCAUCAUGAAGGGGUAGUAUUAACACAUCACCUCUCAGCACAAUGUAAACCUGUCAGCAGAUAUACACAGCCAUGAGCAUAGAGGAAUAUAUAUUUCAUAUCAGUUCCAGAAUAUUUGGGAUAUUCUCCCUAGACCCCCAUCUAAAAUUAACAAGCAUUUAUCCCAUGCUGGCAACUGUUCAAACAAGUGUUUAAGAUGAAUAAUUUAGAGGAACUCACUACAUAAAUAGCUCGGCCCAGUGUCAGUUUUUCUGCUGUCAGUAUUUCCUCUCUGUCUCACUGCUGCCACCUGUCUGCAGCUACUGGAGCAGCAACACUGUCCUGACCUGAGCGUCAAUCAGACUGUUUAAUUUGUUUGAAUAUUUGUAUUUUUUAAAAAAUCCCCUUGUACUGUUGAGGCCUGUUGCGUUGUAAAUUUAUAUUUACACAAGUGUUACUGUGGUCACUGACAGUGUAGUUUUGUUUAGGCUUUUAGAGUGUCUAUGGUUGUGAAUAGUUCUUGACUACACAUGUGCCUCAGUUCUACAUAUUUAGGAUGUGCUCAGCAUACAUGUGCAGUUUUCAAGCAAGAGUGUGAGAGUGCGUGUGCGUGUGUGUGAGGGAGAGAGAGAAAGAAAGGGAAAAUGAUGAAGAAAAGAGAUUGCUUUCCUAAAUGUCCUGCAGCUGAGGGUCUCAAGUUGUCUCUGUCUUCUUUUAUACAACACAACGUGUAAAGUCACAGCUGCUGUGUCAAAGUCACAUUUGUUUAAAAAAAAAAAGUAAGAACAACAAUAAAUAUUUGUAUCGA